Messenger RNA from Sodiomyces alkalinus F11, 1809 nucleotides. Its product is annotated as high-affinity methionine permease. The transcript is spliced from 5 exons. Gene Ontology annotation, molecular function: L-amino acid transmembrane transporter activity. Gene Ontology annotation, biological process: amino acid transmembrane transport. Gene Ontology annotation, cellular component: membrane. The record is from RefSeq and is a predicted model, not a curated record. Bases 1 to 1809 code for a protein of 602 amino acids. Lineage: Eukaryota; Fungi; Ascomycota; Sordariomycetes; Glomerellales; Plectosphaerellaceae.
AUGGCUCUCGACUGGUUGAAGCCAAAGACCAAGGCCAGCGAAGUCCCCACGGGGAACGACACGGCCUCGGAGAGCGAGUCGGUCAUUCGCGAGGGCAAGCUGGCCUACAUCCGCUUCCAGAGCGGCAAUGAAGCUGGAGCCUCCUACCAGGAAGCCGUCGGUGCGCCCGUCGAGUCCAAAUCGCCCCUGGGGUAUAACGUCAACUGGAUCACCGUCAUCUUCCUCAACGUCAACAUGAUGGUCGGUACCGGUAUCUUCUCGACCCCCGGCAACAUUCUUCGCGCCACGGGCUCCGUCGGCCUCGCUCUCAUCUACUGGGUGAUAGGCUUUCUCAUGGCCGUCGCCGGUUUCAGCACCUACCUCGAGCUGACGGCCUACUUCCCCAACCGCAGCGGUGGCGAGGUCGUGUACCUGGAGCAGGCCUAUCCUCGACCCAAGCACUUUUUCCCCGUCGCUUUCGCCGUCCAAUCCGUCUUGCUCUCUUUUAGCAGCAGUAACGCCGUCGUCCUGUCGCGCUACCUGUGGCGCAUCGUCGGCAGGGAGUCGACCGAAUGGGAGAUGCGUGGUGUGGCCAUUGCCGCCUACACCCUGGCCGUGGUCUGUGUCAUCGCGCACAAUAAGUACUCCCUGUGGGCAACCAACGUAAUCGGCGCUCUCAAGCUCACCCUGCUCAUCUUCAUCUCCAUCACCGGCCUCGUCAUCCUCGGCGGAAACGUCGACCGCGUGCCCGACCCGCAUCGCAACUUCCGCGACGGCUUCCGCGGCACCACCACGGACGGCAAUGAUUUGGCCAGCGCACUUGUCAGUAUCAUCUUCGCUUAUACUGGCUACUCCAACGCUUUCAACAUGGCCAACGAGAUCAAGAGGCCGGUCCAAACCAUCAAACGUUUCGGCUCCGCGUCCCUUGGCGUCGUUUUUGUUCUGUAUUUCCUCUGCAAUAUCGCCUACUUCUCCGCAGUGAGCAAGGAAGAAUUCGCCGAGUCGGGAGAGAUCGCGGCGGCCGUCUUCUUCCGCAGGGCCUUUGGAGAGGGAGCCGCCGAGCAGGCCCUCAACGUCUGCGUGCUUCUCAGCUCUUUCGGCAACCUCCUGGUCGUGCUGAUUGGCCAGUCCCGCACCAUCCGUGAGAUCGGACGACAGGGCGUGCUCCCCUUCACCGAGUUCUGGGUGUCCACUCGACCCUUCGGCACACCUCUGGGCCCGUAUUUCCUCAAAUGGCUCACGACCUUCAUCAUGAUCUGCGCCCCGCCAGCCGGCGAUGCUUUCACCUUCGUGGUUCAACUUAAAACCUAUCCCGACGCCAUGUUCUUUGCCGCCAUGGUGGCCGGUUUGUACCUCAUCCGCCACCGUCGGAAGCGGUCGAAUCAGCCCCAGCCUGAGUUCAAGGCCUGGCACGUCGUCGUCAUUUUCUUCUUGCUGGUGCAGAUCUAUACCUUGGUCAUGCCGUGGUUCCCGCCCGAGGGUGGUCCGUAUGCUGGCGCUGUUAGCUUCUGGUACGCCACAUACUGCGUCGUCGGCAUUGGAAUCAUGAUUCUCUGUGGUAUCUACUACGUCUUCUGGAUGCACGUGCUUCCCAGGUGGCUAGGUUACCGAAUGCGGACUCAAGUCCUCGAGGUUGACGAGGACACGGGAGCCAACACCCACCGCUUAGUCCGUGUCCCGCUCGAGCAACUGGCCGAUUGGGAUGCCACCCACGACGAGACUGGCCGGCUGAAGCGCAGGAACGUCUCGGGAGGUUCAGACGAGUCUUUGCCGGCUGAGGAUAAGGCCGAGACAACAACGACGGCCACUGCCACGGGCAAAGAUGUCUAA